AUGGAAAAGAGACAUUUGGAGAGAAGUGAAGAGGUGACUGGAUCCACGAGGGAUGAAACGCCAAGUUCAAGUGGUCAAACGUCGAGUAAAACAUGCGGAUUUGAUGACGUCAUCAUGAAAGUAGCAAACGCUAUAUCAGAAGAUGUUGAUUUAAGGAGACUUGGUCUUGAGCUGGGAGUCCAGACUCCUGAUAUCAACCGGGCAUUGCAGACAAAUUGGGCUGGAGGUAAACAUGGCGAGAUGCCUGACCAUGUACAACGAUUAAGAACGAAGUUGAGGGCUAGAUAUAUCGAGGAAUUUAGCGAGGUCAAAGUAUCUCCUAUGGACCCCGAAUCACGCACAUGGCUGCAGCAUAUCUUCGUCAGUCUCAUCUUAAUGUUAGGAUGUAUUGGCGAUCAGGAACAACCAAUUGAAUACGAGAAUCUGUUCAGUUUCAUUCAAACAAAAACUAAGAAAGGAUUCAUAACACGGGUAGCCUUCCUUGGAGAAGCUGGUGUGGGCAAAUCGACAUUGUUUGCAAAAAUAGCCCUCGAUUGGGCGAUGGGUAAAUGUCUCCAAGAUAUCACUGUUCUAUUUCACGAAUCAUUUCGAGACAUAGAAGAUAGUCCCUUCUUUGGUAAUAUCGUUAUGAAUCAUUUCCCAGAUGACACAGAGAUUAUAGGGGAAUGGAUUGAUAAAUACAUCAAGGAGAAUCAAAGGAAAGUUCUGAUCUUACUGGACGGAAUGGACGAGGCUAAAAUGGACAUAAAAAAUCCAAACCGUAAGCUUGCUAUCGUCUCGAUCGUAAGAAGGGAGAGCUUCAUCGACACAUCCGUUCUCAUUAGUACACGUCCUUUUGGAGCUGAUCAAAUCAAGAGCAUUCAGAAAAUCCAUGAAAAGUACUGCUAUAUACAGGUCAAGGGUUUUACGAAAGAAAACAGAAAUAAAUACAUCAAACAGUAUUUCAACAAUGACAGAGCUUCUGCAUCCAGUCUCAUCCACUUCAUGAACACUAACAGUGUAGUUUCUGAGUAUAUGGCACCAUUCCCAAUCUUUUGCUGUAUGCUUUGUUACAUGUGGAAAGUCGGAUCUAAGCGCGAAACAACUGAGAAUCUACAAGCAGUCUCCCAACUAAUGAAAGAGAUGGAUUUUGCUCUUCGGGAGCAAUAUUCUUCAAGAUACACUGACAAUGAGGAAGGGUAUCAAUGCCAUAUGGAGAAAGCUGCUGAAGCCAUUGUAAAGGUUGGUUGUGUGGCCUUCGAGGGGUUGCUGAAAAAUCAGUUCAUCUUCACCAAAGAUGAAAUGAAAGCCUGCGAUGGGUUUGCAGCAAUAGCAUGUCAUGUUGGGAUUCUGAGUGGGGAAAAGAGGUUGGCCUCAAGAAAAAUCAGACAACGAGAUAGAAAGCAAUUUAUCCAAGAAUUCUCUUUCCCUCACAAGCUUCUGCAGGAACACUCCGCAAGCCUCUACAUUGCAUCGCUGUAUAACCACAGUCGUUCGGAAUUCAACAGAAUCCUGACACACAAGCUGAUAAAGGACUACAGGGCGUUCAAAUACGUCUUGUACUUCACUGCAGCUCAUGGAGGUGAAGUAGGAAAGUCGGUACUGGAAGCUCUGUGCAAGAAAGUUGAUGACAUGGAAUUCAUCAUUCGGGCUGCUUUUGAAUGUCAUGAUUCAGAAGCCAUUGAUCCCUUCAGGAAUCUUUUGAAGACGAAGGCACAUCUUGUAUUAUUUCGUCAUAUUCCAUUCACCACACUUGCAUUCACACUGGAGACAAUGGGGAAAGAAGUAGUAAGAAGAAGUUCCUCGAUUCGUGAAUCAUUGGGUGUUAGCAGGUCCUUGGAAGCUAACGCAUCAUCGUCACAUGAAGCAGCAGUAGGUCUCUUCACAUUACAGGACUUACGACACUUGGACAUUAUGUUGCGGUGUCUGGAUGAUGAAUUCUACACAGGAAUGUCUGCUGCAGCUUCACAGUCCAAGAUUGAAGAGCUAACGCACGAGUACGCGAAUCUAGGUUCUGUUGCAUCCUCUCAUUAUGCGAGAGGUCUCUGCUUAAUGCCUAAUCUUCGAUCACUGAAGCUACGCAAUGCGGAGCUCAGUGAUGAGUUCUACUCAACGAUGGCCUGUGAGGCAUCAAACUCAAAGAUUGAGGAGCUCAAUCAAUUCAACGCAGAUCUGGGUUCUGCUGCAUCCUCUCAUUACGCGAGAGGUCUCUGCUCCAUGCCAAAUCUUCGAUCACUGAUGCUAACCAAGAUGAUGCUAAGUGAUAAGUUCUACUUAACGAUGGCCUCUGAGUCAUCAAAAUCAAAGAUUGAGAAGCUAACGCUCGGGUACAUGGAUCUGGGUUCUGCUCCGACAGGCCUCUGCUUCAUGCCUACUCUUCGAUCACUGGGUCUGACCAGUGUAAAGCUGAGUGAUGAGUUCUACUCGACGAUGGCCUCAGAGAUUGAGAAGCUAACGCACGGGUACGCGGAUCUAGGUUCUGUUGCAUCCUCUCAUUACGCGAGAGGUCUCUGCUUCAUGCCUAAUCUUCGAUCACUGAAGCUGUACGAUACUCGUCAAACAUCCUCAGUAGAUGAGCUGUCUGUGGGGAAUAAGCAUGUGACCAGUCUGUGGUCUCUAGGACUUCAUACAUCAUGUCCCCGAAUAAAAACUCUCAAACUGGACUGCUCAAGACGGGAGAAUGUCUCAUCAGUUAUCGUCGAAAUGGCCUGCUCUCCAUUCCAUCAUCUAACUCACCUUCACAUCGAGGGAGAUCUGCCUUAUCCAUCAUUUCCUGCUGUAGAAGUAACUACACUGGAUGAUCCUUUGUCGUUCUGCAAGGCGGUUAAUACAUCCUGUCCUCUGCUCACCAAGUUGUCCAUUACCCGCAUUGGCCUGGGCAACGAGAAGACAGCCGAGAUCAUCCUACUCAUGAAGGCUCAUCCGAACCUGACAAGCAUAGAGUGA
Strongylocentrotus purpuratus (purple sea urchin) is the source of this 2925-nucleotide messenger RNA. Its product is annotated as NACHT, LRR and PYD domains-containing protein 3-like. The coding region runs from base 1 to 2925 and encodes 974 amino acids. The transcript is spliced from 9 exons. NCBI's taxonomy places the organism in Eukaryota, Metazoa, Echinodermata, Echinoidea, Camarodonta, Strongylocentrotidae. The record is from RefSeq and is a predicted model, not a curated record.